This is a messenger RNA of Acanthosepion pharaonis, 480 nucleotides long. The record is from the annotation of a GenBank genome assembly. NCBI's taxonomy places the organism in Eukaryota, Metazoa, Mollusca, Cephalopoda, Sepiida, Sepiidae.
AUGCCUUUAUAUCUGAGUCUGUCCAUAUCUGUUAUCGACGUCACUUUCAAUAAUUUAAUCACCACCUCUUUCUACCUACUUGGAGGUUCUAUCUCAAGUACUUGGUGGCAGAAAUGGUACGGGAAACAAGGGGUUCCAUUCAUCCGUAGGAAAUCUUACCAUUCUCUAGUACUUACAAUAUUAUAUAGUAUCUAUCUAUCUAUCUAUCUAUCUAUCUAUCUAUCUAUCUAUCUAUGCUUACGGCCACAUCACUAUAACUCGGCUGGCCCGGUUCAAUCCUUGGCUAUUGCUAAGUUGGACAGUAUUGUCGCCGGUCAACUGCUUUCCGCUUCGUUCCUUCUUCUGCUUAUGUCCCACGUUGAACACAGAGCAGUGGAACGAGCUAAAUCAAUAAAGAAAAAUGGUCGAAUUGAUGUGAGGAAACCGAUUAUCUAUCUAUCUAUCUAUCUAUCUAUCUAUCUAUCUAUCUGGGAAUUUUAA